AAGAAAACAGUAACAGGAGAAGAACCACCAGAGCAGCAACAUGGCAGAAGUUCCAAGGAAAGUUCAUUUUUGGAAAGACGACGAGUCUGUGCUCAUGCUAACCCUGCUGAAGGAGUUGAACAUUUUAAAAUACGUGGACGGGAGAAAAACCAGAAAUGGAGACCUCUUCAAAAAGGUUGCUGAACAAAUGAAAGAAGGUGGCUUCACGCAGACCCCAGAGCAAAUCUGCAUUCGGUGGAAACACUUGAAAAAAACUUACUACCAGGCCAGGAAAAACAACAGUACAAUUGGCCACAAUCAGGUCACUUGUCCGUUUGGUAAUGCGCUUGAGGAGCUGCUCGGACCCAGGCCUUUGUCUCAAGUCGACCAUCAUGGUGUGGACAUUGGUUUUGAGAGUCCCUUAGACACUUCUGUGCAAGAGGCGGGGGGCUUGGAUGAAAUGGAGGAGAUGGCGACGGAGGCAGCCGACGGGUCUGAAGAAACAGAGACUGAUACCGCCAGCAGACCUCAAACUCUGCAUUUACUGAGACCAUCAGGAAGGAGACGCCAUGUUGCCAACAUCGACACGGUGCUGGAGCGGAUUCAGGCAACCUGGAUGCAGUAAAUGCAGCAGAGCCAAGAAAGAGAAGAAUGCCUGGUCAACAGCAUAAUGGACAGUAAUUCCAGGAUGGUCGCUGCAGUCAUGGAGGGCAUCCACAGGUUUCAGCAUUCAGUGGCACCUCCAAGCACACACACGGUAUGGGUACCAAGGACAAGAGAACUGUACACCUACCUAUCACCACAUGUGAAAACAGAUCUGAUUCCAGCACAUUCCAGCUCAGA
Molecule: messenger RNA, 822 nt
Organism: Epinephelus fuscoguttatus (brown-marbled grouper)
Lineage: Eukaryota; Metazoa; Chordata; Actinopteri; Perciformes; Serranidae
Product: zinc finger protein with KRAB and SCAN domains 2-like
Exons: 3
Coding region: 41-604 (187 amino acids)
Source: RefSeq, a predicted model, not a curated record